Stylonychia lemnae is the source of this 3708-nucleotide messenger RNA. Lineage: Eukaryota; Ciliophora; Spirotrichea; Sporadotrichida; Oxytrichidae. The record is from the annotation of a GenBank genome assembly.
AUGGGAAGCAUUCAUCAUCUGCCUAGCUAUGAAAGAAGGAAUAAAAAUCAGCUGCUAUUAAAUAAAAAAAUUCAAAGUCAGUUUCAAAUAAAGCUAAUAAAGAUUAGUCAUCCGACAGCGUUUGACUAUGUCUUGAGUGAUUUGAGAAAGAAGUAAAAGCAGUUCAAGAUAGGUGUUAUGACAAUAUUUCUUGUAGUAGGUUUCGUCACUUUCCUUGACUCUUUAGUUCAACUUGCACCUGCAGUCUUUAUGAUGACUAGUCAGGCAAGUUCGGGUGAUUUUGAUUUGAAACUUUCAAUUAGAGAUCGAUCAGAGCAAAUGAUACUUAAAAACGGGAAUUUUUUCACUUAAGAUAUUGAUUAGUUCAAUUAUAGAUGGGUUAAUGAAUCUCAAGGUAACUUGCCUUCUUAUGUUCCGAAAUCUUUUUCAAUGCCUUUCAUAAAUUAUACUGACAUAAAGCAAAAACUCUAGGACUCUUAAGAGUAUGCAGGUAGUUUUCCAAGAUGGAUGGCACUGUGCACAGCAAUUAACCCAAAUGAUCAUUAGCAUCACACAUCAGCAUUUACUAUCAUUGCUGAUACAAAACUUGAAAGAGAUAUUGGAGUUGCAUUUGGAUUUCCUAGCACUAUCCUGAAAUAAGAUGAAGUUAUUGUGAAUGAAGACAUUCUAAAACUAAUGGGUUUGAAUGUCGGUGAAUAAAUAGAACUCAAUUUUGAUCUGUUUUAGAUCGCCUCACUAGAUUUUACAAAACUUAAAAGGUUGGUAUUCGACUAUGAAUUAAUAAAUUCUACAUUAAGUCAAGGCUAAAAUAUCAUGGAAUAUCUAGGACUAGAUCCAACAGUAAAGAUAAUUCCUUCUGAGUAUUUUAGUGAUAGAAUGAUUAAAAGUAUCAUGAAGAGAUUAUAAAAUGAGGAAGAUUUGAAUCAAAUAGGUAGAAUAGAAUUAGGAAUCUUUAAGAAGAUAUAAAAAUAGAAUGAGCUAUACAUUUAUGAGAUACUUGAGAUCAUUCUCUAGAAUAUAAAUCAAAAAGACUUUGUAUUAAAGAAGAAUUACACCAUAAAGCAGAGUGUUGAUUAGACAUAUGGGAAGUGGCCGACGACAAUAGGAAAUGCUUUAAUGAUAGAUUCAAACUAUCUAUUAGGUGAUAUGAGCUUAAUGAUGAAAAAAAAUAUUGAGCAGUUCUUUAUAACUAAUAAUUAUGAUCAAGAAAUAUAUGAGAUUCUUAUGGAAUAGAUAAAUUCUUCAAUCUAGAAGUAGUUUUCCUCUAUUAAAAUUGAGGAAUAUGCAUUAAAUGUCAUAGUAUAGAUAAAGAACAGGAAAAAUAAAUACUUUGGACCCCCUUAAGAAUUUUAAAGAAUAGUAAAUGAUAUUGCAAAGUUUUUAUCUUUAAAUUCCAAUAUAACAGUCAGCACUCCUAUUUUUGAUUCAAUGGGGACAAUGAGAAUGAUUACUAGUUUACUAGAAAAUUUUAUGUUCAUGGUUAUGUUCUUUCUCUGCCUAAUCAGUUUUAUUCUAAUUUAUUCCCUAACCUAAUCUGAUGUCGAAGAAAGAACUUAUGAAUUUGCUAUGCUUAGAACUAUGGGAUUAAGAAACUAAAAUCUGUUGGUGCUUCUGUCAAUUUAAGCAGUUCUCUAUUCUAUUCCAGGAUUGGUUCUAGGAUUUAUCAUUAACUUCAUUUGUUAGAAUGGUGCAUAGGUUGUUCUCUUUAUAUUUGCAGAAUACUCAUCGGACAUCACUAUGCAAACUCGUACUAUAUUAAUGGGGCUAUUUUUAGGAAUUGUGCUCCCAUUUAUAUCUAAUAUAAUUCCAAUGAAAUAAGCAUUGGGAAAUUCCCUUAGAAAUGCACUAGACUAAUUUAGAGGAAAUGCAGAUGAUUUUGAAGUUUAAAUGAUAAGAUUAGAGCAUUAUGGAUUCUCUAUUAGUCAAUUUUUAAUUGCCAUUACUCUAAUGUUUUGUGGAGCAAUAACAUUUUACUACAUACCCAGAGCAUUCCUUCAUUAAGAUAUGAAGACCUUUUCUUUCCUGAUUAAUCUUUUACUUAUUCUACUAAUAAUGGGACUAAUUACUUUGGCUUAGGUUUUAGUACCCAAACUAGAAAAUAUGUUUCUUAAUAUCAUAAUAUUCUUUAGACCAACUGAGGGUAAGCUCAAAACUAUCAUUUAGAAAAAUCUUAAGAGUCAUGCAACAAGGAAUCUCAAGACCUCAAUGAUGUUUACAUUGACACUAAGUUUUCUAGUUUUUACAAAUGCUAACUUCUAACAGAUACACUACUUUUUAGUUUCGGUUGCUUAGAUUAUUGUCGGAUCAGAUCUUUCAGUUACAAAAAUAUUGCUUGAAGGUCAUAAUGAAUCAUUGCUUGAUGAAUUUAAGCUAAGGGAGUUUAUAGAAGAAAAUAUGGCUUCCAAAGGAGGGCUUGUAGAAUCUUAUACUUUUUAGACAAUGCAGAUCGAAAAAUUGACUGAAAUAAAAGGAAUGAAUCCUAUUUUAGCAAAUAUGAAGCAUCCUGGUAUGACAAGAAAACUAUCUAAAGCUAGGAUAUAUUCUUUGGAGAGAAAUGCAUUAGAUACAUUAGACCUAAGCUAUUUCUUUCCAACUGAGUAUGUAGAUGAUCCUUUGAAUGUAGGAAAGCAUUAUAAAGCAAAAGAAAUCAUGGAAAUGUUUUAUGAUAUCAAUGAUGCUAGCAAGAUAGUCUAGCAAUAUGACCCUCGAGAUAUCAUAGUAGGAGAUGUUAAUAAUUCAACUGUUAUUGACAGUUCAAUUUAUAACUUUAUUUCAUCAGAGGGAUUAAGGGGUAUGCUUUAUGAAAAUGUUGGUGAGCAUAAUAUCUUGUGUCUUGGUGAUGAUAACCCUGGAAAAAUAGGAGAUAUAUUCAUGCAUGAAGAGCCCGUUAAUUGUGCUGUAAAAGCAAGAUAUAGAGUAAUGCUUGCUGCUAGCAAAAUGCCAGGCUAUAUCACUUACACUGGAUAUGCUCAUGCAAGACACAUGACAAACUUUUAGAUUAUGUCCUUACCCUAACUAAGGUAGCUAGUAGAUCACAUUUUCCAGAUAUACCCUAAACGUGGUGAAGCGUUUAGAUAAAAGUUGCUUGACAUGCCUAAAUUUAGCUACGAUCUCCCAAAAAAUAGAUUAUUUAUGAAGCUAAUUUCUAAUACUACCAGGUUUCAAAGAAGUAUUUUUAAGAAUAACCUUCUAAACUUCAUUAAGGAUGAGACCUUGCUAGUUUUUGAUAGGCAGAGCUUCCUAGAAAACAUCGAUCAAAGAUUGAUACUUCUUGAUAUAUUUAAUGCAGCUAUUUCGAUCAUUUGUUUUACACUUGGAAUGUUCUAGUUAAUAGUCUCCAUUUCUGCUAACAUUAGAGAUUCAAUGUGGGAAUUAGGUGUGCUAAGGGCAAUGGGCAUGAACAAAAAAGAAAUUUUGAGAAUCACAAUGUAUGAGAGUGCAGUCAAUAAUCUAAGUUCGAUAGUUCUUGGAUUUAUAAUCGGAUUCAUUAUAGCUUGCUGCCUUAUGUCUUAAUUCAUGUUAAUGCUAGAGAUGCCUUUCCGAUUUAUUGUAAGAAUUAUAAACCUUAACUAAUCUUAAUAGUUGCCAUCUAAAAUGUAUAUCUUCUUAGCAGUAUUAUCCAUUAUUACAAUGAUGGUUGGAACAUACAUUGGUUCAAGGUCAUUAAACAAAAAGUAGAUAGCAAGCGUACUUAAGGGUAUUUAAUGA